Molecule: messenger RNA, 2304 nt
Organism: Oncorhynchus gorbuscha (pink salmon)
Lineage: Eukaryota; Metazoa; Chordata; Actinopteri; Salmoniformes; Salmonidae
Product: 14-3-3 protein epsilon
Exons: 11
Coding region: 1170-1907 (245 amino acids)
Biological process (GO): signal transduction
Cellular component (GO): cytoplasm
Source: RefSeq, a predicted model, not a curated record
GUCAAUUUCCCGGAUUGAGUUCGGACGCCAUCUUUAAACCAGUGCUACCGGUAGUUAGAUAGUGGGGACGCUGAGCUACUGCUCCACCAGGAACCGCAGUCUGAGACAGACCCACGGUCGAGCCUCUCCUUCAGGUCGCACAUCAUCGACAGCCCGACCUCGAACACCAUGACAGAUCGAGAACACUUAGUAUACCAGGCCAAACUCGCCGAACAAGCCGAGCGAUACGAUGGACCUCGAUGGCCCAAUGGGUUUCUGGGUGCAUUCAACAUUGAGGAGGAGAGGGAGAAGCCAGGUGGACAAGACCAGGGUGCAGUUCUGGGUUCGGGUUCAGAAAGGAGGUAAUGGAUCCAUAUCUUGUUGGCCUUCAGGACAGCCUAGACCGGAGGUUCCAACACCGGUAGAUUCUGGGGGCCUUCAGUCUGUUGGGACCUCAGCCUGCUUUCUCUAGUGAGAGGAUAAACACCUUUAACCUGAACCUCUUCCCCAAGCUGUUCUUGCAACCGCCUGAGGCUGCUGUGCUGCAAGAGUGGUUGUCUUACAAGCAACAUGUGUUUGUUGGAGCAUUCAAGGGGUUGGACCAGAUGAUGGCAAUGACAAAGCUGGCCUUUCAGUUUGAUGAGUGGAAGCUAUCUACACUUGCCUUAUCCAGCUGGCAGCAAUCGCACUGACUAUACCAGUGUCUUCCGUUAAUUGUGAGAGGGACUUCUCUGCAAUGAAACGAGUCAAAACAGACUUGAGGAACAGACUGCAGGGAGAGCAUCUAGCCGCCUGCAUGCGGCUCUGCAUCAACAACCCCCCCCCAAAUCAAGCAGCUCAAUUACAGGAGAGCGUUGGAAAUCUUUUUCCAAAAGCCCAGAAGAAUUAAGUGCUCUGACAAAGGCUGUUACCUAAGUCAGAACUAGGUUUUUGUCAGAACCUGGAAAGAGAUUUCCAAUGCCCUCCUUUUGUGAUGAACAUGAAUCAGGGGACUCUAAUUCAUGUUCCUCUGUUAAUUUUGUCAAUAUAAACGUUUUUUAAUUCAGAAAGGUCUCUGUGUUUCUUUAGAUAGCUGCAGCACUCAACCUUAAGUUGCAUCCUGUAUACUAUAAUCAUUUUACCAAUACGUUAUUGAUAUACUUUCUAGAGGUAGAAAUAUAUUUAAGAUGGUUAGUGUUUUUCCUUUUUAAAUGCCACCAGAAUCAAGCUUUUCAGUACUUGUUUUGGGAGAGAGGACCCCGGAACACAUGAGAAUGAGCUAUGUGAAGAAAAUGGUGGAGUCCAUGAAGAAUGUGGCCGGCAUGGACGUGGAGCUGACGGUGGAAGAGCGGAACCUGCUGUCAGUGGCGUACAAAAACGUGAUCGGAGCCAGAAGAGCAUCCUGGAGGAUAAUCAGCAGCCUCGAACAGAAAGAAGAGAACAAAGGAGGCGAAGACAAACUAAAGAUGAUCAGGGAAUACAGGCAAACGGUGGAGACUGAGCUAAAAUCAAUCUGUAAGGACAUUCUGGAUGUACUGGACAAGCACCUCAUUCCAGCUGCAAACACGGGAGAAUCAAAGGUUUUCUACUACAAAAUGAAGGGAGACUACCACAGGUACCUGGCAGAGUUCGCUACGGGUAACGACAGGAAGGAGGCGGCGGAGAACAGUUUGGUAGCCUACAAAGCCGCGAGCGACAUCGCCAUGAUCGAGCUCCCCCCGACUCACCCCAUCCGCCUGGGACUGGCACUCAACUUCUCCGUAUUUUAUUAUGAAAUUCUCAAUUCCCCUGACCGCGCAUGCAGGUUGGCGAAGGCGGCAUUUGACGAUGCCAUUGCAGAACUGGACACGCUGAGCGAGGAGAGCUACAAGGACUCCACGCUCAUCAUGCAGUUGCUACGCGACAACCUUACAUUAUGGACUUCAGACAUGCAGGGAGACGAUUCUUAAGGACAACCCCUCUUCAUUCCCUCUAUAGAACUGUAUUUUGUGAAGAACAGAAUAAAGAUGCACUGCAAGAUGUGGAGGAUGAGACCCAGCAGUGAGACUUUACGGCCAAUUCCCUCUCUCUUUCUCCCUCCUAUUACCUCUCCUGUCUGCCCCGCUAGCCCCAGGUCCUACUACGUGUCACAGUGAGAGCUCCCAAACUUCGCUUUUACUCCGACGUCCACUCGCUCAAUUUCUCCCCACCUCUUCUUUCUUUAAUUAUUUCUUUAUGUUCUAUCACUCUGUCUGUCAGCUCAUAGCCCCUCUGUGCUUCCUAGGGCUAUCUCUUCUGGUUUUUAUUUUCUUAUAAAAGAAUCCCAUUAAAUUCACCUAUUUCAGUGGAAAUAAUAUACUUCCACGU